UUGCCCCCAUCGGUCGCUGAGGGAAAAUGAACGGCUGUCUUGUUCAUCAUGACACCUGCUGAAUGAAGGCGGCAUGCUGGAGGUAAACAACGCGAUGAAAUGUUGACACUCGCCAGGCGUCGUCAUGCCAAAUGGAAAUUGUACACACAGCCAACAGUCAGGAAGCAGCGACUUUGAGGGUCAUGCAGGGAAUGUGUCACCUGUUGUGCUGCAGGUUUCAAUCCCAACCAAAGGGGGGAUGCAGAAAGAAGAGGCCGACGUCACCGUCUAUAUGGAUUUCAUGAAGACUCAUUGCUGCUACGAAGCCAUUCCAACCAGUUGUAAACUGGUCAUUUUUGACACCAAGCUCCAAGUGCAAAAAGCCUUUAAUGCGCUGGUGGCCAACAGCUUGAGGGCUGCACCUUUAUGGGACAGCAAGUUGCAGAAGUUUGUGGGUAUGCUGACUAUUACAGAUUUCAUCAAUAUCCUACAUUGUUAUUACAAGUCCCCUUUGGUGCAGAUGUACGAGCUGGAGAGCCACAAGAUUGAGACAUGGAGAGAUGUCUACUUGAAGUCUUCCCCUCAGCUUCUGAUUAGCAUUUCUCCAGAUGCCAGCCUCUUCGACGCCAUCUAUUCCUUACUCAAAAACAAGAUCCACAGACUGCCCGUCAUAGAUCCACAGUCGGGGAACGUCCUGCACAUUCUGACCCACAAAAGGAUCCUUAAGUUCCUCCAUAUAUUUGGGAAAAAGGUUCCCAAGCCUGUGUUCGUUCACAGGCAGAUCCAGGAGCUGGGAAUAGGAACUUUCAGAAACAUUGCCACUGUCCACCAAACAGCGACACUUUACGACGCACUUUCCAUAUUUGUGGAUAGGAGGGUGUCCGCACUUCCAGUGGUUGAUGAAGGAGGCAAAGUGGUGGCACUCUACUCAAAAUUCGAUGUUAUCAAUCUGGCUGCCCAGAAGACCUACAACAAUCUCCAUGUGACCAUGCUGGAGGCCCUUUGUCGGCGCACGUGUUUCGUGGAGGGCGUGAUCAAGUGCUAUCCGGAUGAAACACUGGAGACCGUCAUAGACCGUUUAGUCACAGCUGAGGUCCAUCGGCUGGUGCUGGUGGACAGAGGUGACGUGGUGAGAGGCAUCAUCUCACUGUCUGACCUGCUGCAAGCUAUGGUCUUAACCCCAGCAGGUAUUGAAGCCCUCUUGUCCUAGCGGGGGUCACGGGGGCCCGAAUCUUGGUCAGUGUAGGCUUCAGUCCUGGCUGUCCUCCCAGGCAG
Molecule: messenger RNA, 1254 nt
Organism: Entelurus aequoreus (snake pipefish)
Lineage: Eukaryota; Metazoa; Chordata; Actinopteri; Syngnathiformes; Syngnathidae
Gene: prkag3a
Product: protein kinase, AMP-activated, gamma 3a non-catalytic subunit
Exons: 12
Coding region: 125-1189 (354 amino acids)
Source: RefSeq, a predicted model, not a curated record